UGAGUCUUUAUGUCGUUUGUAUUCUUGGGGAGUCGCGUUGCACAUAAUUUCUGCACGAUAGCGGAUGUCACAAGAUGUGGAAGGCAAGUUAGAUCCCGAGAUCAAUGCCAACUGGAGCUUUCAUGGCGCUGUGGGCUGUUAUUGUCCUCUGCAUAAUCGCGGCGUCGACUGCGAGCGAGAACCAGACGUACGCAGGAACGCAAAGUGAAGCGUCCUUGGUACGGAGGGAAGCCAAGCGAGUCGUCAGGCACCCCAGCUGCCUAUGGACCUUGGCCAAGAUGACAACGGAGAGCCUAAAGUCCACAGCUGCAUCGAAAUGCACCAGUGUAAAAUUUGUCCCCCUGGAUGCACUUGCUACUUCGGGAAGCUAUACUGCGACGAUGAAUGAUGUAAUCCUGGAACGUCAGCUGGACGGCGAAUAAAAUCAGUGCUCCCAUCAGCUCCA
Messenger RNA from Ornithodoros turicata, 445 nucleotides. RefSeq lists its product as uncharacterized. The transcript has 4 exons. Lineage: Eukaryota; Metazoa; Arthropoda; Arachnida; Ixodida; Argasidae. Bases 105 to 422 code for a protein of 105 amino acids. The record is from RefSeq and is a predicted model, not a curated record.